Molecule: messenger RNA, 987 nt
Organism: Lachancea mirantina
Lineage: Eukaryota; Fungi; Ascomycota; Saccharomycetes; Saccharomycetales; Saccharomycetaceae
Source: the annotation of a GenBank genome assembly
AUGUCGGAACUUAAAGUCGAUACCGGUGCGUUUUCCCAUAUCGCGAACUCGGGCCCAAUUUCGAUCUUGGCGUACUGUGCCUCGUCGAUCCUUAUGACCGUGACCAACAAGUUCGUUGUCAAUGGCAAGGACUUCAACAUGAACUUUGUGAUGUUGUCCGUGCAAGCCUUGGUGUGUACACUUGCGUUGGUGGUCCUCAAAGCCUUGGGAUACGCGAAAUUCCGUCCUUUGAACAAGACCGACACGAAAAACUGGUUCCCAAUUUCAAUUUUGCUUGUGCUCAUGAUUUACACGUCGUCCAAGGCGUUACAAUACCUUGCAGUUCCUAUUUACACGAUUUUCAAAAACUUGACCAUCAUUUUGAUCGCGUACGGUGAAGUGUUGUUUUUCGGAGGUAAAGUCACUGCGAUGGAGCUUUCGGCUUUUUUCUUGAUGGUUUUCUCAUCUGUUGUGGCCACUUACGGCGACAAGCAAGCUCUGUCCUCUAAAGCCAUCGAAGGUGUUUCGACAUCCGUGCUCAAUGUCGGCUACGUGUGGAUGUUUGCCAACUGUAUUUCUUCGGCUUUGUUCGUGCUCAUUAUGAGAAAAAGGAUCAAGUUGACCAAUUUCAAAGAUUACGACACCAUGUUCUACAACAAUAUCUUGGCGCUCCCCAUCAUGCUUGUCUGCUCUUUCAUGGUCGAAGACUGGUCCGCCCAGAACCUUUCCGUUAAUCUCUCGCAAGAAAUGCUCACUGUCAUGGUCAUUUCCGGUCUCACCUCCGUCGGUAUCUCGUACUGCUCUGGUUGGUGUGUGAGAGUCACGUCUUCGACAACUUACUCCAUGGUCGGCGCCUUGAAUAAACUUCCAAUUGCCCUUUCCGGCCUGAUUUUCUUUGACGCUCCUAAGAACUUCUUGUCCUUCUUCUCCAUUUUCCUGGGUUUCUUGGCAGGUAUCGUUUACGCCGUUGCCAAACAGAAGAAACAACAACCACAGGUCAAGGCUUAG